This is a messenger RNA of Didymella exigua CBS 183.55, 861 nucleotides long. Its product is annotated as arad-like aldolase/epimerase. NCBI's taxonomy places the organism in Eukaryota, Fungi, Ascomycota, Dothideomycetes, Pleosporales, Didymellaceae. Gene Ontology annotation, molecular function: actin filament binding. Gene Ontology annotation, cellular component: cytoskeleton. The transcript has 2 exons. The coding region runs from base 1 to 861 and encodes 286 amino acids. The record is from RefSeq and is a predicted model, not a curated record.
AUGUCCGAGGAUACCAAAUCCCGGCAGGCGCUCUUGAGGACAUUCGUCACUUGCAAUCACAUUCUUCACAAAAAUGGCAUCCUCGAUGCAUACGGCCACAUCAGCGUCCGCAAUCCUGAGAACCCAAACACCUUCUUCAUGAGUCGCAACAUGCCGCCCGCGCUCGUCUCGUCUGCCGAUGACGUGGUGGAAUACCAGAUUGAAGACGCAGAGCCCAUCGCGAAGAACGCCCCAAGAGGCUUCAUCGAGAGAUACAUCCAUAGCGAGAUAAUGAAGCGCUUCAGCGGCGUCAACGUCGUCGUCCACGCACACACGCCUGAUAUCCUGCCCUUCACCAUAGCCCCCGUCCCGCUCCGGCCCGCAAUCCACAUGGCCGGCUUCCUGGGCACACACGUCCCCGUCUGGGACAUUGCGGAUGCAUACUGCUCGGGCGACAAGCCAGAUCUGCUCGUGCGCAACGCCUCGCUGGGCCAGGCCUUCGCCGCCGCAUAUCCCGCCACAGACGCAUCCGGGGCGCAAUCCCGGGAAUCCGUAGCAAGGGACGUGCCCACGCAGCCGCUCGUGCUGAUGCGCGGACACGGCUUCACCGCGUGCGCCGAGAGUCUCGAAACAGCGUUGUUCUACGCCAUCUACACGCUGAACGCAGCACGCGUGCAGACCAGCGCGCUCGCGCUGCGGAGCGCGCAGCUGCUGCAAGGUAACGAUCAAACGGCCUCGGAAACGAAGGCAGAGGCCGUCGUUUUCCUGUCUGAAGCAGAGGCACAGCAUACGUGGGCCAUGAACAAAGGGACCAUGGCUAGGCCGUGGGCGCUGUGGAGUAGGGAGGUCGAAGUUGAUCCGCUGUACCGGAAUGAUGUGUAG